AAUUAACGAUUCAGUUGCGAAGCUACGCUCAUGAUGGAUUGGUUUUACGUGUUUUUGUUAAUACCGUCAUUAACAUUUGGUAUAAUUUAUGACACGUUUACUGGAAGAGAAUUGGGUACACCAAGACCCUUUACUAAUUCUUCUUUAGUUUUGACAGAUGAUAUGUUAUUUUUCUUCUCUAUACGACCUUGGUGUACACUAGAUAUUCCAGAAUGUUCGCCUUACGAGCCUAGAAGGGUUGAUGGCACCUGCAAUAAUUUACGCUACCCCUCCAGAGGGGCAACAUUUACCCCUUACCAUCGAAUGUUACCUCCAAACCACGCAAUGGACGGUGGACUUAGGACAUCUAUAACUGGAGAGCCACUUCCUAACACGAGAGACUUAAGAGUAUCUCUUAUACCAGAUGGGAGAGUCCAUAAUAAGAAAUACACGCAAUUAAUAACAUAUCUUUUAUUAUUAAUGACAGGGGAUGUUACUUCUGUUCAUGACACGGUUAACUACGUAGUAUUUACAACGACUUGUUGCACACCUUUAGGUCUAGUCAAUCCAAUGUGUAUGCCGAUAGAAGUGCCUUCAGAUGAUUUGUAUUUAAGGACAAAUGGUAUUAGAUGUUUGAAUUUAACAAGAGCUAUCACUUAUCAGAGAAUAGGAUGUGCCCCGGAAACUCUGCCUCCAGAAAGGAUCAACACAUCGCCUCCAAUGUUAGACUUAACUAAUGUUUACGGUAACGAUCAGCCCAGCGUAGACCAAUCCCGGUUGAGGACUGGUGGUCUUCUACGUUCAGAAGUUUAUAAAGGCAAAGAAUGGCCACCAGAUGGCAGCGUCUUCUGCAUGUUGAAUCAACGCCCUCAAGAAACUUAUUGUUAUAAUGGGGGUAAUCCAGCGUUGAACGCUUUAAUUGGCAUCCAAGUGGUCGGUCUAUGGUUCUUUAGGAGUCACAACCAAAUCGCCAGGACCCUAGCUCAGAUGAACCCUUGUUGGGGAGACGAGCGUCUUUUUGUCACCGCUAGAGAUAUUAACUUAGCGUUAUACCAACAUAUAAUAUACUAUGAUCUGAUGCCUGUUAUCAUAGGUUACGAUAUAUUAUUAAAAAACAAAGUGAUUUUCAACACAUACGGCCAUGUUGACGAUUACGACGAUUUGUUGGAACCUCGAGUUAGUAUUGAAUACGUUAUUGCUACAAGAUGGUUCCACAGCGUUCAAGAAGGAAGACUACAACUAUUUGAUAACCAAGGCAAACUUCUAAAUGAACUUCGAAUGAUGGACCACAGUCUCCGCACGGGCGCGCUACGCAAUAACAAUACUAUGGAGGGCGUGACGCAGGGCAGCUUCAGACAGCCCUGCGCGGACAAUGACUACUUAGUCGACCCUGAGGUGGGUGAACGAAUUCUGGGUCCGCUCCAACGUGCAUCUGAUGUCACCGCGAGUGACGUCAUGAAAUGCCGUGACGUAGGACUGCCUUCUUACAACAGAUAUCGGCAACACUGCGGCCUGCCUGUUGCUAAGAGCUUUGACGAUCUUUAUAAAUGGAUGCCUAAAGAUCAAGUUGACGCAAUAUCUCGAAGUUAUCAGUUCGUAGACGAUGUAGAUCUUACGGUAGGUAUUUUAGCAGAAAGAGCAAUGCCAGACGCCAUCAUGGGUCCGACUCUAGCCUGUGUUAUGAUAGACCAGUUGGUACGAUGGAGGAGAUCUGAUAGAUUUUGGUAUGAAAAUUCUAUACAUCCAGGAUCCUUCACACCAGAACAACUUUAUGAAAUAAGAAAGAUGACAAUGGCGCGAAUGAUUUGUGAACACGGUGAUUCUGUUGAUACGAUACAGCCGUAUGCUUUCUUACUUUCCAGUUAUGGAAACGAAAUAAGAAACUGCUCGAAUAUUCCAAGUCCAAAUUAUGAACCAUGGCGCGAUCAAAGUUGCAAUAAUAACAGUACUUUGCAAAAUUAUACAAUAACACAGAUAUUGUAUAACGCAACUCAAAAAGUAUUGGGAAAUAAUAAAAAAAACUGAUAACGUUUUACUAACAACUGGAAUGGUGGUAUUAUACUGGGUAGUUUUCAGUUAAUAUAAAAUCGAAU
Messenger RNA from Papilio polytes (common Mormon), 2072 nucleotides. RefSeq names its product peroxidase-like. The record is from RefSeq and is a predicted model, not a curated record. The transcript has 10 exons. Gene Ontology annotation, molecular function: heme binding; peroxidase activity. Gene Ontology annotation, biological process: response to oxidative stress. Lineage: Eukaryota; Metazoa; Arthropoda; Insecta; Lepidoptera; Papilionidae. Bases 31 to 2004 code for a protein of 657 amino acids.